AUGACGAUAUCGACGACAUUUGUACUUGGAUCCAAAGAAGCCUACUUCUUCAACAGUCCGACGCAUUGGGCAUGGCAUAACCUCCCACCGGACGUCGAAGCGCUCUUCACCAAGACACCACCAAUACAAGACGUCAUCGAACUUACUCUAGGUGCCAAUCAGACGUACUUUGUCAGCUAUCGCGAUCACGACGGCCAACUUCUCUGCAAGCAUUACAACCUCCCAAACCCUCUCGUACAGUAUCUGUACGCUUCUCACCCCUCUGUGAUACGCGAUCUGUCUACUCUCAGCAUUUCUCUGGGGCCUUACGAGUCAUACUAUGCCUGGGAUCGCACGUCCGCAUCGUGGAGCAAUGUCCCACCCGGAUUAGAAAAGUCGCUGCUCAACCGCCUGGAGAGUCAGGAUGCGUGGAAAACUACUUGGACGGCAGAUGGCUACGAGGCGCCUUGUUUCGUCAGCUUGGGGAAUGACGGAGCCUACUUCCUGCGCACAGUGUCUGGCGGUGGUUGUUGGGACUUUAAGCUGCCGAAGGUAGAGGGGAGGAGCGGACUGGGGACGGUGGGCGGAGAUGGAUGGGAUGGCAUUAGAGGGACGAACAAGUUUCUAGAGGAGUCUUCAGACUUUACAAGCAUCGCCGCUGUGCAUCUCAUGCCGACGCAGGCAAACGCCUACGUCCUCGUUCUCACCAACGGAAAGACCUUUUCCAACUUGCCAGAACACACAUGGGGUGACUAUGCGAAAAUGGCGAACAGCCUCCCGUCCUUUGUUCAACACAUGGCUCCGCUACCGCCCAUGCCUGCCCCACCACAGAUUCCAACUCAACCCCAGCUUCAGCCUCAGCCUCAGCCAUUAGCUCAGCGCCACUCUCCAGGUGCCCACAUGCUGUCCACCUGCACCAAUAGCAAGGCCGUGGCCGAUGCCACCGAUCAAUGCCCCGUUACAGCAUUGAUAUGA
Messenger RNA from Ascochyta rabiei, 954 nucleotides. RefSeq lists its product as uncharacterized. The transcript has 3 exons. The coding region runs from base 1 to 954 and encodes 317 amino acids. The record is from RefSeq and is a predicted model, not a curated record. Lineage: Eukaryota; Fungi; Ascomycota; Dothideomycetes; Pleosporales; Didymellaceae.